Molecule: messenger RNA, 1887 nt
Organism: Clupea harengus (Atlantic herring)
Lineage: Eukaryota; Metazoa; Chordata; Actinopteri; Clupeiformes; Clupeidae
Gene: kctd14
Product: potassium channel tetramerization domain containing 14
Biological process (GO): protein homooligomerization
Molecular function (GO): protein binding
Source: RefSeq, a predicted model, not a curated record
AUUGUAAUGCUUGUAAAUAUCUUCGUUUCAGAUUACCAAGUCAUUUGUUUCUCAUCUAAAUGUGUGCCGUGCAACCAGCUGGUGAACAACAACACUGAUGUCAAACUAGUUCACCUGAAGGCGUGGUUUAGAUCCAUGGUAGAGGGAAGAGGGUAUGGGAAGCACAGUGUAUUAAGCGAUCGGUAGAACUUGCGGAAAUGAGCCUCCCCGACUACAAAUCUGUUGGUAAACCGUCGUCUGCUGUUGUGCAGUUGCAUUCAUCUAUUGUGCAACUGAACAUAGGAGGCCAUGUAUACAGCACCACUCUUGAUACCCUUAGAAAGAUCCCCAAUUCCAAACUGGCUGAAAUGUUCAGGGGUCCUCCCAAUCUUAGGACGGACGCAGAAGGACGAUACUUCCUUGACCGGGAUGGGACACAUUUUGGACAGAUCCUUGAAUACUUAAGAAUGCAAACUGUGCCCAUCCAUCAUGUGCAAGAGGUGUAUCGUGAGGCUGUCUUUUAUGACCUAAAACCUCUGGUAAAGGUCCUGGAGGAGAUGCCGCAGCUUUUUGGUGAAACGGUGGGAAGGCAGCAGUUCUUGUCCCGAGUCCCCAACUAUCAAGAGAAUCUCGAGGUCAUUAUCCGAGUGGCACGGGCUGAGGCUGUCGCUGCUCGCUACUCCAACAUUAUCAUUUGUGUGCUGAGGUCUGAGGAAGUCGUGGCACGUUACAAUGAUGCUAUGAGCAGCCUUAAUGCAGAAAAGGAGUCUGUGGUGACCUUUGGUCCAUGGAAGUCCCCGACCACUGUUGAGGAGGAUCUGCUGGACUGCAUCAAAAUGGACAUUGAGGCCAAAGGUUAUAGAGUUUCCUUCCAGCGUCACAGCACAGACAAAGGUUUCUUAUUCAAGAGCUAUGACUUCUUCUACAAGCUGACUUUCAAAUGGUGGUGAAUGGAAGUUCAGCUCCACUGACAGUAGCUAACAGUUGCAUGUCCAUGAGCAACUAAAUGGUUACUUUGAUGUAAAGUUGAGGUUAGUAAUUAGUUCAAGUUAAUGAAGUGUGUCAGUUUAGAGAUUUGGCUAUAUUAUCUUUUUAACCAAUUUUUGAUUUUAAACUAUCAUGUGUUUCUUUUAUCAAUGUUUGUGUUUAUUUAUAUAGCAUACUACACCCUUGUCAAAUGGUCUUAGGUUCAGCCCAUGUACCAGUAGCACACUAACAUCCACCUUUGUUUAAUAUUGACAUUAGAUUGCUGUGUAGAUUCAUUGAAGUGCAUUACUUAAAUACCAGACAGCAUGUGUAUAUGAAAGAGCCAGUUCAAGAAGUCAUGAAUGUGUAGAAAUGUUUAAAGGUUCCAAUGGGAAGACUAAUACAUCAAAGUUCAAAGUAUCCUGAUAUAAGACAUGCAUCAGAUUUAAGAGGAGCUUCAGCACAUCACACAUUACUUGAUCAUGAUGAAUUGAUAUUCAGACUUUCAGUAUGCAAUGACAUCAGUGUAUUGGAUUCUACAGGUUUGCUUAAGCGUAGAAUUUGAUUGACAAAUGUCAGUGCUUUGUGUGGCAUGUGUACUAUGCUCCAUAACAAUAGCUCAGUUGUUUACAAUUGUGCUAUGAGUAUUUGUACAAAAUUAACUUUCAGCAGGCUGUUGUGAUCAAAAGUGGUUACGAUGGAACGAUCUGAUGGAUUUUACUGUUCUCACAUACAUUUAUCAAUAAGAAUAUUGUGUAAAUAUUUUCAUGCUGAAUAUUUGAACUGAUUGAGACAGAGUGCAUGUUGAAAAUGCUUUCCCACUUUGUACUGCAGGGAUUAUUUACUCUAGACUCUAAUGAAUUAACUAAUUGCUGCCAUACUAUUUAUAAUGUUAUGGUAUUUUUUGUUUGUAUUAUGGUAAAUGUGCCUAGUGUAAAUUUA